Molecule: messenger RNA, 1780 nt
Organism: Hyla sarda
Lineage: Eukaryota; Metazoa; Chordata; Amphibia; Anura; Hylidae
Gene: PAAF1
Product: proteasomal ATPase associated factor 1
Exons: 12
Coding region: 69-1247 (392 amino acids)
Molecular function (GO): protein binding
Source: RefSeq, a predicted model, not a curated record
UGUUCAGUGAGGUUACCUCCUCAAGGGCCGCGACGCCUACUUCCGGUUUGUCUUCCGACUACACCAACAUGGCGGCCAGGAUUUUUAUCCAGAGUGACUGGGCUUACUGCUUGAGGAAGGCGGAAGGAGAGGCGUGGGUGUCGUGUAAGAUCCCAGGGAAACCCACAAUCUACGGGACCCUGAAGUGCGGAGGGGUCAGUCCAAAUGGGACCCCUGAAGUUACAUCCUCGGAGGAAUUCUCUGUACUUGAAGUCACGAAGAAAAGUCUCCUCAUCUUCUGUCCUUCCCAGAAUGUCUGCAGUAAAUUUCUGGCUCCUUACACCAGCUUCCCCAGAGUCCAUAACAAAAGUGUGACGUGUCUUGACAUCUCCUGUGGGGGGGGUCUCGGAGUCUCCACCAGUACAGAUGGAUCCAUGAAGAUCUGGCAGGCCAAUAAUGGAGAGACGCGAAGAGUCCUGGAUGGUCACGUCUAUGAAGUUAACUGCUGCAUGUUCUUCCCGUCUGGUAUGGUGGUACUAAGUGGCGGCAUGGACGCACAGGUGAAGAUCUGGUCUGUGGAAGAUGCCAGCUGCCCGGUCACCUUUAAAGGACACAAGGCGGGUAUUAUGGAUUUGGCUGUGGUCGAUCGGGGGAGAAACGUGUUGUCCUGUUCCUGGGACGGUACGGCAAGACUAUGGGACUGUGGAAGAUCCACGUGUCUGGCUGUGGUGGCGGACUGUGGGGUCCCCAUUAAUGGGAUCUCUGUAGGUGUCGCUGAUAACACCAUCAACCUGGGGAGCCCAGAAACACCUCCAAGUGACCGGGAGAUAGGGACUGAAGGGAAGAUACUGCUGCUGGCCAGAGAGGAUAAGAGGCUGGAGGGCGUGAGUGUGAACAGUCGCCAACCUGUAUUCACCUUUGAAGGCGCUGACGCUUUUAAUUGUUGCACUUUCCUCUCAAGUGUGAACGUCCUAGGAGGAGGUCAGGACGGUAACAUCUACCAGCUGGACCUCAGGAACACUAAAGUCCCCUUACACACAGUGUCCAAGUCGGGAGCUCCGGUUUUGUCGCUGUCGCCAUUCAGGGAAGGUUUCAUCGCCAGUCAAGGGGAUGGGACGUGCUUCAUCCUCCAGCAGGAUCUGGACCAUAUUGUGGAGCUCACAGAACCGGACUGUGACCCCGUGUAUAAGGUCGCAGUGAGUGAGAAGUUGGCUUAUACCUGCUGCAGGGACGGGAUUAUCCGCAAAUACCAGCUGACCGACCUCUGACCAGUGUAUACUGGGAGCACUGGGGUGGGGGUCAAACCCCAAUCAUUCAUCAAUGGAUCCUGCUUGGACUGGGAUAAGAGUGUCAGCCAUAGGAGGCGACUGUGUAGGCCUGGUCACUGUGUCUGAGGUCUGUGGGUCUGUGGGUGCCUCCAGCUGUUGCAAAACUACAACUCCCAACAUGCCCGGACAGCUUUUGGCAUAUCCUAUCACAAGUUUUGAUCCCUGGACAGAGAUGGAAGAAUUGUGCGCCUAGCGCAUUGUGUCAUGUGACCAGGACUCAUAAUGGAAGUCUAUGGGGCCGUCCUGCUUACAUAAACACAAAGCGGGGAGUGAAGCAAUGAUGUCAUCAUUUUGCUUUGUUUACACCUUUAGCCACCAUAUUUGUCACAUGACCGGGACGUCUCGGCUGAAAUCGAGAAUUCCACAAACAACUCUCCUUAUUAGUGGAGCAAAUGAUCACAUUGAGAAUUAUUUUUUGUAUGUAUUUAAAUACAAAGCAUUAACUAUUUCAUUGCCAGCAUUAAAAUCUGACU